Pseudophryne corroboree (corroboree frog) is the source of this 1349-nucleotide messenger RNA. RefSeq names its product ankyrin repeat and SOCS box containing 13 (gene ASB13). Lineage: Eukaryota; Metazoa; Chordata; Amphibia; Anura; Myobatrachidae. The record is from RefSeq and is a predicted model, not a curated record. The transcript has 6 exons. Bases 272 to 1132 code for a protein of 286 amino acids. Gene Ontology annotation, molecular function: protein binding. Gene Ontology annotation, biological process: positive regulation of protein catabolic process; protein ubiquitination; intracellular signal transduction.
AUAUUCCGGGAAUUAUCACACAAGCAUUUUACAGUACACACAAUGGCAGACACGUGACGCAGCAGUAAAGGACAAGAAGACACACAGGCUAAUCUGAGAGGAGAGAGAGCGGGUUCCUGUUCCGCUUCCGGGUACAUUCACGCGGCAUUAGCCAGAGGACUACAUCUCCCUACAUCCUUUGCGUAUUAGCAGCGAUCACGCUGACGUCACCGGCAUCUCUUGGUCGCUGCUUCUACAUGUGCCGGGAGCGCAGCUCCGGGUCGUCGUUGUCAUGGAAACUGGAGCAGCCCUUUUACCUGCCCCAGCGGCGAUCAGGGGCCCCGUAAUAGGAGACAUCGGAAACUGGGCAGAUAGGACCCCGAUUCAUGAUGCUUCAAGACAAGGCCAAGCACAACAGCUUAAGCAACUGAUUGAUAGUGGAGUUUGUGUGAAUCUGGUUACGGUGGAUUCCAUUACACCACUACAUGAAGCAUGUCUUCAAGGUCACAUUCAGUGUGUGCAGCUGCUGCUUGCUGCAGGAGCACAGGUGGAUGCCAGAAAUGUUGAUAGUAGUACUCCUCUCUGUGAUGCCUCCGCUGCUGGCAGUGUAGAAUGUAUCAAGCUGCUCUUGGACUAUGGUGCUAAAGUGAACCCUCCACUUUUUACUGCAUCCCCGCUUCAUGAAGCAUGCAUGAGUGGAAAGCCUGAGUGUGUGAAGCUUUUAAUUGAUGUUGGGGCAAAUCUAGAAGCACAUGAUUGUCAUUUUGGAACUCCUUUGCAUGUGGCUUGUGCUAGGGAACACUUAGACUGUGCCAAAGUUUUACUCCUGGCUGGAGCUAAUGUGAAUGCAGCAAAGCUUCAUGAAACAGCUCUGCACCAUGCUGCCAAGGUGAAAAACAAGGACCUCAUUGAGAUGCUAGUGGAAUUUGGAGGAAAUGUGUACGCUAGGGACAACCGUGGAAAAAGACCCUCAGAUUACAAUUGGCAGAACAGUCCUACUGCUAAAUGCUUUGAAUACUAUGAAAAGACUCCCAGGACAUUAUCUCAGCUCUGCAGGAUCAAGCUCAGAAAGACACUUGGUCAAGGAGCAGUGGAAAAAGUUUACAAAUUAAAUAUUCCGCAAAGACUUAAAAACUAUCUUGCAUAUAUCUAAACCCAAAUUCACAUCACCUUAAACUGUUAUGGUACAAAAAUUGAAAAUGUCUAUGCUUGAGGGGUAUUCUGUCGACAUUUGCAUACAGGGGCUUAUUCUGAGUUGGGGCAAAGCAAAAAGAAGUAACUUUGUAUCUGGGCAGACUCUAUUGCAAUGCAAGGGGUGUAAAUACAUUUCUCUAUCGUCCUAGUGGAUGCUGGGGUUCCUGAAAGGACCA